Molecule: messenger RNA, 1761 nt
Organism: Penicillium diatomitis
Lineage: Eukaryota; Fungi; Ascomycota; Eurotiomycetes; Eurotiales; Aspergillaceae
Product: Laccase abr2
Exons: 3
Coding region: 1-1761 (586 amino acids)
Molecular function (GO): oxidoreductase activity; copper ion binding
Source: RefSeq, a predicted model, not a curated record
AUGAAGUGCUUGAUCUACCUUAUUUUGUGUUGCACAGAGUGGGCUCUUGCCUCUACUGUCUACUUCUCGGCCCAUUUGACCUGGGCCAACCAUUCGGUUGCAGGUGUACAGCGUCCGGUAAUUCUUACCAAUGGACAGUAUCCUGGUCCCGAGUUACGCUUGAACCAAGGCGACAAUGUGAUUUUCGAUGUGUAUAACGAAUGUCCUUUCAAUGUGACAGUACAUUUCCAUGGUAUUGAACAAAUUGGCACUCCAUGGUCCGAUGGAGUCCCUGGAUUAUCCCAGCGCCCCGUCAAGUCCAACUCUGCAUUCCGCUAUCGUUGGAAGGCUGAUCAGUAUGGCGCGUAUUUCUAUCACGCUCAUCAUCGCGGUCAAAUCGAGGAUGGCCUCUACGGUCCGAUCUAUAUCGUGCCGUCGAGCUCCGUGACCAAGCCUUUUAGUCUUAUUUCAAGCAAUUUCUUCGAUCAGGAAGCCAUGAAGUUCGCCGAGAUCACCACCUCACCUCUAAUCUUGUCAGACUGGCGCCUCGUGACAUCCGAGCAGGUCUGGCACACCGAGGAGGCCGCCAAUGUCGAUGCAUUCUGUGCAAAUGCUCUUUUGAUCAAUGGCAAGGGCUCGGUGACUUGCCUGCCACAGGGUCUUAUCAAUCAGUUGACUACGCCCGAACAAAAGAUGGUUCUUGGGAACGAGACGUUGACCGAUAUCGCUUGUUUCCCACCAAAUAUUGGACAAGGAGGACCCUUUCCUCAAAAUCUCAGUGCUCUGCUUCCAACAAUGUUCUAUGGGUGCACUCCAAGUCAAGGCCCCCAGCAUGUCAUCUAUGCAGAUCCCCUGCGCCGAUACAUCAGUCUUGAUCUCACCAGUGCAGCAGGCGUGAUCGACCUGGUGUUUUCAAUCGAUGAGCACGACAUGUGGAUAUACGCAGUCGACGGGCGAUACAUCCAGCCUGUCAAGGUGAAUGCUCUCACUAUUCCCAUAGGCAACAGAUACUCUGUUCUGGUGCCAGUCGACAAGACCCCCGGAGAUUACACCGUCCGACUGGUGAGCGGGAGCAUCCAGCAAAUUCUCAACACAACGGGCGUACUCCAUUAUCAAGCCCCAGACUUCUUGCGCCGGCCGUCAAGACCCUGGAUCACCAUGACCGGUGGCAAUGCCACGGCAAACACCGUCUUUUUUGACGUGAGCAAGAUUGUUCCUUAUCCCGCGAUCGCCCCGUCCACUGAUGUUACCGCCACGUAUAUCCUCACAAUCCACCGAUUCGGCGCAUCAUACCGCUGGACCCUGGGAAACAGCAGCUAUGCCUUGGAACUGGAGGAGUCUCAGCCUCUAUUGUUUAAUCAGACAGCCAUACCCAGUGACUUGAUAGUUCGCAACAACAACAACACAUGGGUCGACCUCAUCAUCCAAGUGGACGCUCCGGCUCAGCCUGCGCAUCCGAUCCACAAGCAUUCCAACAAGCAUUUCGCCAUCGGUCAGGGCCUGGGAACAUUUACUUGGUCGUCCGUCGCGGAAGCAAUGCAAUCCAUCCCAGAAUCUUUCAAUUUGAUUAAUCCUCCCUUCAAAGAUACAACGCCGACCCCGGCUUCGACCACUAGCGCCAGCUGGCUGGCGCUUCGUUAUCAUGUGGAGAAUCCGGGGGCGUUCCUGUUACAUUGCCACGUUCAGAUCCAUCAGAGUGGCGGAAUGGCGUUGGCUUUGUUGGAUGGAGUCGACGAGUGGCCCGACAUUCCGGAGAAUUAUUUGAAUGACUCGGGGUUCUAG